GCCAAUAGAAUCCAUGACAGGCGUUCGUGCCUUCGUCCGCUUCGUCCAUCUGGAUGUCUGGAACGGAAGGAUAUGAUUCCUGUCUUCUCUUCUUGAUAAGCCGUACCUUCCUAACUGGCGAACUAUCGCACAUACGGCCGUUUUUUUCCAUUACAUGGCAAUGGGAGACAUUAGACUUCCACGGCACAUGUUUCUGUGGAGCAUGUCCGUUAUUUACAUGUUUGCCUUUGCAUCCCUGUACAUUCAGAUACCAGGUCUCUAUGGUAACGAUGGAAUUCUGCCGGCUCGUUGGCAGUUGCGCUACACCGGGAAGAGCCUCCUGGAGCAGCUGCGUGACUCGCCCACCCUGCUGUGGCUGGGCCCUCGCUUUGGCCUGGACACCCAGCAGGGCAUGGAGCUCAUCUGCAUUUUGGGGUCCCUCCUGGGCCUCGGGGCCAUGGUGCUGGAGCCCCUGCGGAACAGCAUUGUGUUCUUCUGCCUGUGGGUGCUCUACCUCUCCCUCUUUCAGGUUGGGCAGGUUUUUCUGUACUUCCAGUGGGACAGCCUGUUGCUGGAGACGGGCUUCCUGGCGGUUCUGAUCGCCCCCCUGACCCUGCCCCGCGGGGGGUCCCCGUCCCGGCAGCACGACGGCGUCACGUUCUGGCUGGCCCGCUGGCUCCUGUUCCGCCUCAUGUUCGCCUCGGGCGUGGUCAAGCUGACCAGCCGCUGCCCCACUUGGUGGGGCCUCACAGCUCUGACCUACCACUACGAGACCCAGUGCAUCCCCACGCCCCUGGCCUGGUACGCCCAUCAGCUGCCCGUCUGGCUGCAGAAGCUCAGCGUGGUGGGCACCUUCGUCAUCGAGAUCGCCGUGCCCUUCCUCUUCUUCUCGCCCGUCAGGUGUCUGCGGCUGGGCGCCUUCUACCUGCAGGUUCUGCUGCAGGUACUCAUCAUCCUAACCGGGAACUAUAACUUCUUCAACCUCCUCACCAUCACGCUGUGCUUCUCCCUGCUGGACGAUAACCACGUCCUCUCAUUUAUCGGACGCGCGAAGAAGGCGGAGUCUAAAACCUGGCCUGAGGCCGUGGUCUCCGGGCUGGCAUCACUGACUGGGCUGUGCGUCUGCUGUCUCAUCGCCUACCUGACCGUGGUCUACUUCAGCCUGGAUAUCGACUGGGGGAAGGCUAGUGUAUCCUCACACACUGCAUUUACCUACCACCAGUUUAACUGGUUUCUGAAGACAGUGACUAUUCCCAGUAUUUGGAUUGGAGUGCUCUCUCUUACCUGGGAAAUCAUCAAGGCCAUGUUCAAGUGCGCCUGUUUGAAAAAUGCUUGUAUUAAAAAAUUUUGUACAACGUUAUGUUUAUCAGCAGUCCUUCUGUUUGCCGCCUAGGUUCCCUACACACUAAUUGAAUACGAGGCCCAGAGUUCGAUCUGGCCAGCCGUUGCUAGGACGCACAGCUCUGUGGCUCGUUACCAGCUGGUAAACUCGUACGGCCUCUUCAGGAGGAUGACGGGGGUCGGGGGUCGCCCGGAGGUGGUGAUCGAGGGCAGCAUGGACGGGGUCACCUGGACGGAGAUCGAGUUCAUGUACAAGCCCGGGAACGUGAGCGGGCCCCCGCCGGCCGUGGCCCCCCACCAGCCCCGGCUGGACUGGCAGAUGUGGUUCGCCGCCCUUCGCCCCCACGCGCAGAGCCCCUGGUUCACCGGCCUGGUGCAGCGCCUCCUGCAGGGCAAGCGAGACGUGAUUAACCUGGUCCAGGUGGAGGAGUCCAGAUACCCGUUCAGCCACAGCCCCCCAGCGUUCAUCCGGGCCCGCCUCUACAAGUACUGGUUCACCGAGCCUCGUGAGGACGGGUCGCUGCCCCGGCAGUGGUGGAGAAGGCAGUACGUGGAGGAGUUCUAUCCCACAGUCCACCUGGGCGACCCCGUGCUGGAGAGCAUGCUCAGUCAGCACGGGCUCAAGGACAAGGGUGUGGUCCGGCGCGUCUCAAACGCACUGCUCCCCCGGGCCCUGGGGCGGGUUCGGGCGCAGGUUCAGGGCCUCUCCGGGCCCUCGGCGCUCUGGUCCCUCUUCAUCACGGGGCUCGCCGUCAGCUUCCUCAGGGCACUGAGCUCCAGGGCCUUCCGGACCCGCGGGCCCAAACCCCUCCCCGUGGAACUUCUGGGCGAGAAGACUGAGGAGGCGCCGUCUCCGCCUGCGUCAUGUCCCGAGGAGGAGGAGGAGGAGGAGGAGGUGGGAGACGAGGUGGAAGAGGAGGAGGUGGGAGAUGAGGAGGAGGAGGUGGAAGAGGAGGAGGUGGUAGAAGAGAAGGUGAAAGGAGAGUUUGCCACUGACCUUGAUGGCAGAGGUGACAUGGAGGAGAAGCGGUUGGAAUCUGAAGCAAGCUAAAGGAAGAGGGAGUUCCAAUGGUGAUCGACGAUCACUCUAAACCUCGGUCAGACAAUGGGAAGGAUGAGUGUUGUUUUCACCGGCUCCCUCUGGUGGCCAAGUUGGGAUGUGCACUCUCCCUGCACGUGCGCAGUAUAUGGGCUGAGGAUGCAGUCUGUUUCUGCUUGAACUUCACAAGUGUAUGGAUUGACAUUUGUAAAAACCAGUCCUCUUAAACUACUGCCUCAUUUGCGCAUUUAUUAAUUCUGUAAGAAAGGCAGUGUGACUCAUGGAAAAGUCCAAAUUAUUAUAUUUUUUUAAAUGGGUCAUGGAAGGAUUAAGCACAGGGAGAAGUGGGUGGUGUCAGAUGUUUAAGGCUUUUCACUCGGCUUUUGAACAUACAUCCAACCAAACGCUUGUUUAGUUGUUCAUUUUCAUAUUCACUCUCAAAUACACUGGGCAGAUUUCUCAUUGUUUUCACACAUCCUCUAUGCAAUUGAUAACAGUAAACUACCGAUAAUUGUUCUAGACCUAGUUGGAUCUUAGUUAUCGGUAUGGUCGCACACUGCUGUUGAGCACUUUAAAGUGCAUUUGUGUUUGUGUGGUUUUGAAUUUUGGCUGAGUGCGUGGGAAGAGAGAGCUCUUAAAACAGCUGAGUUCCCCUGUGCUUUGGAGACUGUAAGUUCUCCGGUGUUCUGGUUUGUUGCAAGUCGACACAUUUGGCUGCUAGCUUCGGAGAUUCAUCGUUGGCAAUGUUAAUGUAAUACUCUUGAUAAAUCAUUACCGUUUUCAUAUCCAUGUCGUCCUUUGAUGUCGUCGCAUAAUGCUUUUUUGCGUUCCUGUGGCUUAUACAGUAUAUAUAUAUAUAUAUUAAAGGAGUCUCAUUAAUGAUUAUUUAACUUGUUGUCAUGGUAACUGGGUAAAAUCUACUGUCCCUUUAUUUAUUCACCCCACCAAAUUUUCUUUCCCAUUUUGGAAUUUGGAGUCACAAAUUUAUGGCUCCUCUUCAUAGGUGGAAAGUCCUGCCACAGUCCUGGGGGUGCGCAAGCUAGCAUUUGGGCCAGAAAGUGUGCUGCCAGGUCUGCUUGAUUUUAAAUUUAAUGUUAUUGCGCUGGGGGACAGCUGUUCAGAAAUAAGAUUGAAUAGAUUUCAGAAGUCCAAUAAUGUCCCUGGAUCAGUUAAUAUCUACACUGUCUUAGUCAGCUGCUCUUAAAUCUGAAUGACUUGUUCUGUCUCUGCAUGAAAGUAUCUCAUGUAAAUGUGGACAGUGAUGAUGUGACCUUAACAUUCCAGGAUACUUUCUCUUGGGUCAUGACUAACUAGAUAGCCAGCUUUGUAUUUUUUUUUUUACAUCAAAAGCUUUGUCUCUGCCAAAAACCUGAAAUGUUCCCAUUUCGAUACAUCGUAUGACUUUCCACAAAGGGUUAUGACCAAGGACAAUACAAAUGGAAAUGGAUGCACUGAUUUUGAACGUGCUUGGAGUUGGCACCAACUGAAACCUCGCAUUGUAAGGUGCGUACAGAUGACAGAAGGAAUCUAACUAUUGACCGUCUAAUUACAAUAAAGAAUUUUUGGAUUUGUAUAAUUUUGUAGUCUAGGAUUAUGCAAACCAUGUUUAGGGUCAAUAUUGUCAGAAAAAUGACCUUUGUCUAGUCUGUAUACAGUAUGUUUGUGUUUGAUUUGCAAUCCUGAAUUUUCAGCAUCGGUAAUCAUCCAGCAGAACCAAAUAUAAAUUCACAUUUUAUUUAUAUUACCUUACACUGCUCAUUAGGCAGGUCACACGGUAACAUGUUGUAUCGUUACAUAAAUUGACAUUUAUUGUUACAUAUUAUAUGCAUAAUGUGUGAGGAAAACAUUUUCCUGAUGCGUAUCAAGUUUGUAAUAAAGUAUCAAUUUUUUAUUGA
This is a messenger RNA of Anguilla rostrata (American eel), 4254 nucleotides long. RefSeq names its product lipase maturation factor 2-like. The transcript is spliced from 14 exons. NCBI's taxonomy places the organism in Eukaryota, Metazoa, Chordata, Actinopteri, Anguilliformes, Anguillidae. The record is from RefSeq and is a predicted model, not a curated record. Gene Ontology annotation, biological process: protein maturation. Gene Ontology annotation, cellular component: endoplasmic reticulum membrane.